GACGCUAGAGCUAAAUGCGACGAAUAAAUCACCAACACCGUGAAUUCUGACCGUGGUUUCCGAAGGGACAGAUUAGCUGAUAGGUACACGCAGCAGAGCAGAAGCUUAGCUAAGAAGGACGUUUGCCGCAUCUGCAGGGCUUAUCUGCGUUACGGGACGACUUCCGUGGUAUGGAACUUGGGUGAGAGGUAUCUAGAUACCUAGGUGGGUACGUUGGGUACCUACUUGGAGGUAUUGUAGCUUAGGAGGUGCAUGUACCUUAUUGUAGCGGGACUUACAUACAAGAGGUACCUAGGUACGCAUGUACAAUACCGAGGUACUUCGAGGUGGAUACUAUAAGGUGGGUGCAGUAAGGGGGUGAUCGGCCAGUGGCUGCCUCUUUCUGGUGGGAGUCAAUGCUGUCUCAGCACGGGGCGCUCGCCCUAGAGCCGCUUGGGAAUCGCAAUAGGAGAGCGUGUAAGAGCGAGCGAGAAUUGGGAAAGAGGUGGGACAGUCCGGGACAAAUUAGUCUGGUAGAAUUAGAAGUGAAGGAAGAUACAUGAUGCCACUAUCUCCUCCUGCUCCCGCUCCUCCUCCCCUUCAUCCUCCUCUCCCUCCUCCGCCACACUGGGUACCGUCGCGCCCGUCCUCCUCCUCUGGGCAGCACCCAAAGCACCGACAACACCAUCAACAACAAAACCUGCCGACCGAUUCGCGCACACCCCCGAACGCAUCGCCCUCAGCCGUCGCGAAGAGCGACGCCGCCUCGCCUGCCGGCAAUUCCGCGUACAAUCGAAGGUCCAAUGGAGUCGGUGGUGAUGGGGAUGGAACAGCAACAACAGCAGCAACCACAGCAGCAACCACAGCACCAGCGGAAACAGGCCGGUCGAUUCAUCUGAGUAGCGUCGCGGCGCCUUCGAGCGGUGCAGGUGGCCCCAGCUCGGCAGCAGCUGCCCGCGGACGCGGCCCGAGAGACGAAGCGGCAACGACGACGACAGGGACGACAGCAGCCACUAUCGCAGGAACUGUAGCGGGGACUAUAGCAGGGACUAUAGCAGGGACUACAGCGGGGACUACAGCGGGAACAACAGCCGGAGGUGCGAUAGGGGCUACGACAGGGGCUGCGGCAGCCACGACGACGCCCACGACGACAGCAACGACCACAGUAACGACAGCCACGCCUGCGGCGACUGCCUCGACCCAGGCCGCCCCAAGCGGUGCUAGUGAAGGUCCAUCUCGCGCCGGUGUCCGACCGGGUCCCCGACCCCAUCUCCAUCUGGCUCCCCAUCUUGCUCCCCAUCUGACUCCCCCUCUGACUCCCCCCCAUCACCCUGCCCGGCCAGCUCCCACUUCUGAUACCCUCUCCCGUCCGGAUCUCCAUUCAACCUCUAACCACCGUUCCAACCCGGCUUUCACGUUCAAAUCCCACACCCGCUCCUAUUCGCAUCUCAACCCUGGUCCCCAUUCGAAUUCCGGUCUCAGACUCGCCCCCCACCACCCUCCACCGAGGACUUCGUCACUUCUCCCGCCGCCUCGCAGCGCCAAUAUCAGAACGGUAUCGCCCACCAUUCCUUCGCCCCUCGGUAGCAUUGGCCCCGCUAGCGACGGUUUCCGGAAUCUCAACCGCUGGUCUUCCUCCACUUCUUCGAGUCGAGCCUCCUACCGUCGAGAUCGGCGAAAUAACGAUUACCACUACCGUAGCUUAAGUGUCGGCUCCAGCGAAACGAACGCCUCGCAGCGAAGCCGACCGGCGCUGUCGACCUCUUCCGAGCUACCGAGCCUCCCCCCCAUCAUCUCCCUCUCGCCCCUUGACGCGCAUCCCGAAUCUCCUCCCCAUCUCUCUAGCCGCAUCGGCCUCGCCGUCGACGCCAUGUCUGAGAAGAAGAGCCACCCGAGAGGGCGCUCUUCCGCCGCGGCGAGAGGUAACGGUGAUUCGAUGAGGGUCAGAGACCGUGCCAGCAAGCCGUCCCAGAAAGCAAUGUUGUCCAAGGCCCUGGCACAGGCGAACGCCGCCGUUCAAUGGGACAACGAACAGAACUACGGCGCCGCUAGGGAGUCCUAUCUCGAAGCGUGUGAUCUGUUGCAGCAGGUUCUUGCUAGGACGAGUGGCGAGGAGGAUCAAAGGAAGUUGGAGGCCAUUCGCCUUACCUACGCUGGCCGAAUAGAAGAGCUAGAUGGGCUGGGCCCCGUAUAUGCGCAGAGUGACAAGGCCCUACCUGCACGGCCGGAGGGUGCCAACUAUCGUGACGUCCAACCCGAGCUGGCCGGCGCCGAGGGUUCUGCUGAGGGUACGGCAGUGGGGAGGAUAGGCAGGGGCGACUCCCCCAUCGGCUUUUCUGGUCGGCCGUCGCCGGAUCUGACGAACCUACCGGGAGAACCCUUUCGUUCCCGCUCCUCUCCGAACCCCGGCCUGGACCAGCGCCCCCUCCAAUCGUCCUUCUCAGCCUCUCAGACAAGGCGAAAUUUCGAACGGCCCUCGCUCAACCUGCCCCACUCGCAAGACACAGGGUUCGUGCCGGCCCCGUUGUCACCUCGAAGGCAACCAUCACCAGCGAACCCACCUACUCCGGAGCCCGUUGUGCGGCAGGAUUUCUCGUGGCCGCCUGACCGGCUCGCUGCGGAAAGUAGCUCUAGGAGCCAUAGGCGUAACCUUAGUCACGAAUCGGCGUCGUGGCUGGAUCCAAUUGACGAAUCGGGCGGCUCGGCUUCAUCCUCGGUGCACUCGAGGACCUCGUCCCUAGCGAUCAGGAGGAGACACCUCCGCCAUGCUAGCGGCAACACCGAGGCGGAGUUCGACGCUGCGUUGGAUGCCGCAGUGGAGGCUGCGUACGAUGACGGUUACGAACCAAUGGAUUCGUACGAGGUUUCUUACGACCGUGAGGGCAGCGCUGGCAACAACAAGGGUAACCACAGCGGCGCCAGCGCUGAUGUGGCGAGUGCAAUGCGGAAGGUGGAGCUCGCGAAGGAGAGGCUGCGACAAACCGAGCGCGAGGCUGCGAUAAAGCUGGCCCGUGAGCGAGAACAUCAGCGACAGUUGUCGUUGGAUCAGGAGUCGCACAACUUCGGCGGUGACUUUUUCGAUGCCAACGACUCCGACGAGGAAGAGCGCAUCUUAGACGAGAUAACCAAGCGGUAUGUGAUGGAAGAUGCGCCCUCCAACCACAGAUCCCAGCAUUCGCAGUCCAUAUUUCCCAGAGAAUCGGACUCUAGCAGCACCACCUCUCGCACCUGGCACGGUUCUGCCGGCUCGAACCCUCCGACGGCCACGACCGCGUUGUCCACGGUGACCGAGAUGCCGCCGCCGUCCCUUCACUCGCCACCGCAUCAGACUUCACCUACAUCUGGGGUGCGGAGCCGUCGCCUCUCCGGGCAGAACCCCAAACAACUCAAGAUUGAGACCUCGAAGCUAGGCCAGGCGCCGAACAUACCGCCAUCGGCCGCUACGUCUGGGCUUCAGUCGAAGAACCCCGGAGGUUUUAUAGCCCAGCAAAGGCAGGCGCUUUCUGCGACAUCGACGCGCCCGGGCCCCUUUUCCAUGCGCGCCCCCUCGUCACCGGUCAGAGGAGUCAACCCUGGUGAGGCAUUGGCCCCUCCAAGCCCACCGGCUACUCAGGCAGGCAUCCAGGAAUUCGAUGAAGGCCGGAUCGACUCUCCGACCUCUACCCGACCUGGCAUACGGAAGAACUUCUCGUCUUCUAGCCUCAAGUCCCUGAAAUCGCGUCAGUUCUCUGUUUCACACAUCGACGAUUCCGACCUGUCCCCCAACACCCCGCUAAGUCACCAAAUUUCGAACACCUCCAUCGCCCGGCAUCCCACGAUUCCCGCGCUACCUACACCUCUGGCGGCAGCUUUCCAUGAAAGGAUGACCGGCGGCUUCGGCGGACUACACCUCUUCGACUCGGACUUCCACUCUCCAACGUCCCAUUCGCCCAACCAACUUUACCACCACCACCACCUCCACAACAACCCCGACGUGCCAGUACCCCUAGAGCCGUGCCCGUCGGAUGCUAUGCUUAGACCGUUCUGGCUCAUGCGUGCCCUCUACCAGACGCUCGCCCACCCGCGCGGGGGGUAUAUAAGCAGUCGACUUUUCAUUCCUCGGGAUGCGUGGAAGGUGAAGGGCGUCAAGCUGCGUUCGUUGGAGGAUAAAAUAUCGCAGUGCGACCUCCUGACAGCUGCGCUGCUCAAACUCGCAAGGGUGGACAGUAAUGACGCGGAUGCCGUCCUGGAGGAGAUGCAGAGCCUCGAGAACAUCCUCGAAGCAGUUCAGAUCACGCUGUCGCGGAAACUCGGAAACGAAGUUGGCACCCAGGGGAUGAAUGGGCUCCGCGAUGGGGGGGACGUCGAGGUUGCUCCGCCGGUGCCUCGCAGCGCUAGUGUCAGCGGAAAGGGGGGUGCGUUCAGUUGGCGGAGGUUGAGAAAUAAAGGAUCGGCCGCCAAUAUGACCAGUGCCUAUGGCGGAAAGAGUAACAGCGGCGGAAGCAACGGUCCCAGCGUGGCUGAGCGAGAUGUCCCGACCUCAGUCGGCUCGAUACCGAGCCUACCCAUGACCAGCCAUCCCAGCAGUAAGCCGGCGAAACGAGACGUCGCAUCGGUAAGUUUCGACGGGCCGUACGCACACUAUAUGGCUAGUCUAGCGAGACUAUUUGAUGCUGCGCAGACGGUCGGUGAGUGCAUCAAUUCAUUUAACUACUUGGCUAUUUUGCCGCAGUCACGAAGCACCCCCACAUAUUUCCUCCCUUUCCUUUCCCUCCUCCCGUAGACAAGAUAGGAUGCUAACAGGCUCUAGAUCAAAUCGCUCGUCAAGUCGACGACCCUGGCCUGCGCCACGCGGAUAAGACUCAGGUCGGACUCGAGCUGUGCACUAGGCAUGCGGCCGAGUUCUUCGGAUUUUACAUUUGCCGCUUUGUACUAGCAGACCUCGCGAUGUUACUCGAUAAAUUUGUCAAGAGAGGCAGCGAAUGGGUCCUGAACUAGGCCCAGUCGGCUGUGCUGUUGGGAGAUGCCUCACCUCGGCUCUGACUUUAUCGUCGUUCUGGCAGUAGUGUCCCCCCUUCUCUACUUGUGCAUAUUUGAAUAUGGAGAAAGACUAUGCACUCCGAAGUCGGCUAGGGACAAUCA
Molecule: messenger RNA, 5100 nt
Organism: Durotheca rogersii
Lineage: Eukaryota; Fungi; Ascomycota; Sordariomycetes; Xylariales; Xylariaceae
Exons: 2
Coding region: 539-4741 (1400 amino acids)
Source: RefSeq, a predicted model, not a curated record